Molecule: messenger RNA, 683 nt
Organism: Haliotis rubra (blacklip abalone)
Lineage: Eukaryota; Metazoa; Mollusca; Gastropoda; Lepetellida; Haliotidae
Product: keratin-associated protein 10-6-like
Exons: 6
Coding region: 103-624 (173 amino acids)
Cellular component (GO): extracellular region
Molecular function (GO): peptidase inhibitor activity
Source: RefSeq, a predicted model, not a curated record
GAGAAGUUUGAGUGACAGGUGCUCGGGGGUAAUCCAUCAAUCAUUAGGGGUACAAAUAGCUGACGCGGAGAGGAUUUUCAUUUCAGUCCCAAACUUGUCAGCAUGGAGCUCUACCUGAUCCUCACAACUGUAGCUCUCGCCGCCAUUCAGGGCGUGUCCGGUGAUUGUCAGACGGAUGCCUACUGUUCGAGUGGUCAGUGCUGCUUCCGGACGUGGCGUUUUUCUGCCGGGAUUUGUUUGAUAAGGGAGCUCUUCACACAGUACUGCAACAGUCCGUCCAAACCCUGCACGAGACAGGCGGUUUGCGGAUUUCACGAAUGCUGUAAGGAGACUUCUCCCGGAAGUGCGACAGGAGUAUGUACGCCUCACGGCCUUGAGAAAAGCAGUUGUAACUUGACCCCGAAUACCAACACCCCCGUCGACGCCAUGUGUGCUUGCGAGGUGGGCUUCACCUGCACACCGAACCCCGACGCUCCCGACUCACACCAAGGAACGUGUGCGUCUCCAUUAACUCGCAGGUGUCAGGCUCAUAGUGAUUGUCCUGAGAAAAAGUGCUGCACCAGAUUCGGCGGCCACGCUGUCUGCACCACCCCCUCUGGCCACAAUGGAAAGUGUCCUACAUAGACUGGUGUUGUCGACGAACCAUUUUACACCUCAUCUUGUAAUAAAUCAUGCAUACCACA